AUGAGGCAAGAGAAGGCAGCAAAAGACGAUAAAACAAAAAUGAAAUUAGAGUACAUUUGCAUCCACAACAGUUAUGAAAUUUACAUUGUAAGUGGAAUUGGAGGAGUUGAUCACAGUAGGUUUAUAGAUUACAGGUGUGUUGAACUUCACUUCGUUGCACUUCGUUACGUUCAACUGUUUAUAGAUUACAGUAGGUUUACAGGUUACAGGUGUGUUGAACUUCACUUCGUUGCACUUCGUUACGUUCAACUGUUUAUAGAUUACAGUAGGUUUAUAGGUUACAGGUGUGUUGAACUUCACUUCGCUGCACUUCGUUACAUUCAACUGUUUAUAGAUCACAGUAGGUUUAUAGGUUACAGGUGUGUUGAACUUCACUUCGCUGCACUUCGUUACGUUCAACUGUUUAUAGAUUACAGUAGGUUUAUAGGUUACAGGUGUGUUGAACUUCACUUCGUUGCACUUCGUUACGUUCAACUGUUUAUAGAUUACAGUAGGUUUAUAGGUUACAAGUGUGUUGAACUUCACUUCGUUGCACUUCGUUACGUUCAACUGUUUAUAGAUUACAGUAGGUUCAUAGGUUACAGGUGUGUUGAACUUCACUUCGUUGCACUUCGUUACGUUCAACUGUUUAUAGAUCACAGUAGGUUUAUAGGUUACAGGUGUGUUGAACUUCACUUCGUUGCACUUCGUUACGUUCAACUGUUUAUAGAUUACAUUAUGUUUAUAGGUUACAGGUGUGUUGAACUUCACUUCGCUGCACUUCGUUACGUUCAACUGUUUAUAGAUUACAGUAGGUUUAUAGGUUACAGGUGUGUUGAACUUCACUUCGUUGCACUUCGUUACGUUCAACUGUUUAUAGAUUACAGUAGGUUUAUAGGUUACAGGUGUGUUGAACUUCACUUCGUUGCACUUCGUUACGUUCAACUGUUUAUAGAUCACAGUAGGUUUAUAGGUUACAGGUGUGUUGAACUUCACUUCGUUGCACUUCGUUACGUUCAACUGUUUAUAGAUUACAGUAGGUUUAUAGGUUACAGGUGUGUUGAACUUCACUUCGUUGCACUUCGUUACGUUCAACUGUUUAUAGAUUACAUUAGGUUUAUAGGUUACAGGUGUGUUGAACUUCACUUCGCUGCACUUCGUUACGUUCAACUGUUUAUAGAUUACAUUAGGUUUAUAGGUUACAGGUGUGUUGAACUUCACUUCGUUGCACUUCGUUACGUUCAACUGUUUAUAGAUCACAGGAGGUUUAUAGGUUACAGGUGUGUUGAACUUCACUUCGUUGCACUUCGUUACGUUCAACUGUUUAUAGAUCACAGGAGGUUUAUAGGUUACAGGUGUGUUGAACUUCACUUCGCUGCACUUCGUUACGUUCAACUGUUUAUGGAUUACAGUAGGUUUAUAGGUUACAGGUGUGUUGAACUUCACUUCGUUGCACUUCGUUACGUUCAACUGUUUAUAGAUUACAGUAGGUUCAUAGGUUACCGGUGUGUUGAACUCCACUUCGUUUCACUCCGUUACGUUCAACUGUUUAUAAAUUACCAGUUUUCAAUGGGAAAUUAGUAACGACUUUCAAAAUUUUUCAUUCGUUUUAUAAAAUUUAAUUUUUUUAAAGCAUUCAUUAGUAAAGUACAUUAAAAAUCACUCGUAAAGAUUUUGUGUUUAUCUGUACCAUUUCUACUUCAUAACGUGUGGAUUCUUACUAUAAAGAUGCAAAUCACAUAUGUAACGUAUUUAUAACGGAUUUUCAAAUUUAAAUUCAAUGAAUAUCAUUUAUAUGUUAUGCAAAAAUACGUCAAACCGUUAAUAAAAAGAAAAGUCAAUUUAAUUAAGUUGGUGAAGUGUUAUAAAUAAUGCAAUACAUUUAAAACAGCAUAAAUUUAUGCUCAAACUAUGUGUGCUAAAUGCACAUCGCAUAUUAAUAGUUAUUUUGCAUUAAUUCGUAACGGACUUGUGCUUAACGGUUUUUUUGAAAAUUCAAAUUUUCACUUACGAAUAUUCAUGAAAAAAUUACAUGUCAAUUUUUUUGUCUUACCAGAAUAUCUUUAGCUGCUCAAAUUU
This is a messenger RNA of Chironomus riparius, 2058 nucleotides long. The record is from the annotation of a GenBank genome assembly. NCBI's taxonomy places the organism in Eukaryota, Metazoa, Arthropoda, Insecta, Diptera, Chironomidae.